UUCAUGCGAGCUCGCUAGAUUCAUCAAAAAGUCGUGUGAGGGUCUGGAGUCCUUUAUAGCAGCCCAGGCGUUACAGAAUCACAGAGUGGCCAGGGUUGGAAGGGACCUCGAGGAUCACGAAUCUCCAACUCCCCUCCGCAUGCAGAGCCACCGACCUCCACAUUUCAUACCAGCCCAGGCUGCGCAGGGUGCCAUCCAGCCUGUCCUUGAACACCUCCAGGGAUGGACGGGGCAUCCACAGCCUCUCUGGGCAGCUGUUCCAGUACUUCACCACUCAUAGCAAAGAACUUCCCCCUGACAUCCAACCUAAAUCCUCCCUCCCUCAACUUCAAACCAUUUCCCCUUAUCCUGCUGUUACAAAGCCUAUGGGCUGCAAAGCUUCUGUGAGCAUCUUCAGAGCUCAAGGUGUUGGUGACUGCUGCUCAGUGAAGUGCUCUGUGGAUGCCUGACUGCCAUGGAAGAUUACUGUUGUUUCAGGGAGAAAAAAAUCAAGAUUAAUUCCCAGAUGAUAUUGUUCAUAAUUUCUUGUUUCUGCAUCUUUCUAGCUGAUAAAAUCAGUCAGUGGAAAACAGGCUUAGAAAAUUAAGCAAGGAAUCGGAUGCACUUAAUCAAAAGGCAUUUGAUGUAACCAAAGGGCAUUUGUAUGUUAGAACACACUGUCAGUUGUUCAGUAUGUUUUUAUGUUUCCCUUUGGUGUCUGUGUGCUUCUUAGGUGGUCCAGAUGGAUGAGGUGUGUGUGAAGCUUUGAGACGUGGGCUGUUUUUGGUGGGUUCCCUUGUUGAAAUGGGUGUUGGUCGCUGUCUAGGGUUAGGGUCUGAGUUAAGGUUCAACUUAGGGUUGGGAUUUGGAGAGAGAGAGAAACCACACAUCCCCAUGUGAGUGGUGCUGGGAAGGGUCUGCCAAAGACGUUUGAUGUGUACCAGAAGCUUUGACUUGAGGUUCCCUCUGUAGGAUCCCCAGCUAGAGUAGAUGUUGGAGCUUUGAGUGGGUGGUUGUUUGAGUUGGUCUCUAUCCAGGUUUACUGUUUGGAUAAGUUUUAAUGUUUCGAUUCUGGCUAGAGUUUGAAAACCAAGUGCAUUUCUCCCAUGCAUUGGAUCUGGUCACUGUCUGGGUUCAGGGUUAGGGUUUCUAAAGAGAAAGUGCACAUCUGUUGUGUGAGUGGGGCUGUCAAAGAAGGUUGAGCUGUACCAGCAGCUCAGAUAUGCGGGCCUUUUUUGGUGGGAUCCCUACUUUGAGUGGAUGUUGGAGCUAGUCAACUAGUUUUAGGGCUCAGUUUAGAUUUUGACUGGUGUGUGAGAACUGCUAGGUCAAGGCCUAAACCAGUGACUGAGUAGCAAGUGAGAAGGUGUGGCUAACCCAGGGCACACAGGUGCAAGCAGUGCACCUGUAUGACUGGAAGUGGGUAGACCCAAGGUCUGUCCUUCCUCACUCUCAUUUGAGGGAGCAGGUUCUCUAUUUGGUGGUUGCUCCUUCUGGAGACUUUACUGGGUCUUUGGAAAGGAUAAACUUAGGUCACUUCUUAGGUCAUCUUCUGAACUAUAUCUUCACAAAAACCAAGUAUGUUUCUGUUCUGAUAGAAAGCAAUAUUGUUGCCUUCCCUUACUCUACAGCUUAGCAGAGAGAGAAAGCCCAGAGUGCCUUGUGUGUCAGUGAGGUUGGGAAGGAUCUGCCGAAGAAAAACAGGGUGUACCAGAUGCUACUUUGAAUCGUAGUUUCCCUAGUUAGUAGUUUGCACCUCUGGGUGUUGGAGCUACUCACUACCUAGGGUUAACAUUUGGGUUUGGGGAGAGGAACAGAACAGAGCCCUUGUGUGAGUGGGAUUGGGACGAGCCUGUGAAGGAAACUGAAUUGUGAUCCAUUUUCGGUGGGAUUCCUAGUUAGGUUGUGUAUCAGAGCUGGUUACUGUCCAGGGUGUGAGUUAGGGUUUUGAGAGGGAGGGGUGGUGCAAAGCUACCUUCAGAGUUUAUAGUGUUUUGUUUUGUUUUGAUGUGAGAAAUAGAGUUAUAGUUCACAUCCCCACCUAACAAUGGUAAAGUCUUCAUAUGCAUAGGUAGCCUUUGCCAUCCUGAGGUUUUUCCAGACAGUUUCUCUUACAGGGAAGUAAAGCAACUGAUUAGAAUCUUUGCAUAUGUUUUAUCUAAAAACUGGUAUGUAUAACAUGUGUGCCUGAGAUCAUCUUCUGGGUACUCAAGUAAUGGUGUUGGCAUUUCUUUUGCUUAUUUGUAAGUCCUUCUGUGUUUGUUUGUUUGUUUGUUUUUAAUUUCCCAGAUAAUUGUAGUUUUUAUGUAUUGCUCUCUUUUAAAGUAUAUUGUUUUUGCAUUUGGUGCUGACUAUGCAAAAAUCUCACGUCUUUUAGUUUUUUAGAAGUGCUUCUGAAUAUUGGGUCCCUACAGCCACGCCAAGAUGUUUUCUGCCACAUGUACAGGUCUGGAAAGGCUUUUUGGCUUUGCGUUAGGGGUGGAGCAUAUAAUGAACAGGACAGGCUCUUUUUCUGCUGGUAGGAUAGACUGAGUGGGGGAAACACUCUGGGCAAACGCUCAGAGACCUUAUUGGUUCCUUCCAUUUGAUGCGUGGGGACUUAAAUUCACUACGGGGACUGGUAGAGUGGUCUGGGAAGAGAAGAGAGCUUUCAGCUUGUUCAGAUAGGCUCUGCAAGUGGCAGAUAUAUCAGAAGGGCAUCUGAAAGUACUUGAAGGCUUUGCAGUUCAGGGGUCAGUGCUUCCUCUGAAAACCUACUGGAUGGAUUUCCAGAGCUGGUUUGCCUUCCCUGUUGGGAUACUGCUAUGCUAUACUCUUCAGGCAUCUGCCAUUCAACUUCCUGCAUCUGAAAACUGCACCAGCAAUGGUCAAAGAAUAUCCUUCAGCCAUUCCUACAAGAUUGACCUGCCCACAUCCUCCCAGAUUAAGGUAGAGGCGGAUCCAUUGCAGCACGAAGGCAGCAGUGGGGUGCAGCUAGAUCCUGGUGAGGCUGAGGAAAAUGAAGAGCAGGAUAUCAUCUUCAGGCACAACAUCCAUGUGCAUGCACCCAAAGCGAGCUGUGAAACUCUGGCCCAUGUUAAAGAUCUUCUUGAGAGGAUGGAGAAGCUAGAGAAAGAAGUUGCAGAACUGAGAGAAAUCUGCAGCCCUCAGAAGUGCUGUGGGGGAAGCCAGGGUGUCACACAGUGCAGCGGUCACGGGAUGUUCCUCUAUGAGACCUGCAGCUGUAAGUGUGCAGAGGGCUGGGAGGGCAGUGACUGCUCCCGCCCCACCUGCCCCAACCUCUGCAGUGGCCACGGGCACUGUGAUGGUGGGAGGUGUAUCUGUGAUGAGCCUUAUUUCAGUGAGGACUGCAGCCAGCAGCUCUGUCCUGAGAACUGCAGCGGCAAUGGGAUCUGUGACACAGCUAAAGGCGUCUGCCUGUGCUAUGAGGAGUUCAUCGGAGAGGACUGCAGCGAGAAACGAUGUCCCGGGGACUGCAGCGGCAAUGGGUUCUGUGACACAGGAGAGUGCUACUGCCAUGAGGGGUUCUUUGGCCCUGACUGCUCCCAGGUGCUUGCUCCUCAAAACUUGCAGCUGCUGAAUGCUACAGAGGAUUCCAUGGCUGUCAGCUGGGAUCAAAUGAUUGAUGUGGAUAAUUACCUCAUCAGCUAUUACCCAGUGGGGCAUGAGACACUGGAGAAACAAGUCCAUGUGCCCAAAGAGCAGCUCAGCUAUGAGAUUACAGGUCUCCAUCCUAGCACCACAUACAAUGUCACACUUCGUCAUGUGAAGAAGGGGAUUGCCAGUGAGCCCGUGCAACUACAAGCAACUACAGUCCCAUCUGCACUCAGUGCCAUCUGGGUGACGGAGGAGAUGGAGUAUUCCCUGGAAGUAGAGUGGGAGAACCCACCAACAGAUGUGGAUUAUUACAAGUUGAAAUUCAGAUCCCUGGUGGGCAUGGAUGAGAAGCAGGUCAUGGUGCCCAAAAGCAGUGACCCCAAGAGCAGACACAUCAUGACUGGCCUAAAACCUGGCAUGGAGUAUGAGGUUACUGUCAUACCUGUGAAAGAUGAUACAGAGGGUAAACCAUCCUCAGUGAGUGGCAGGACAGGAAUUGAUAGCCCAACCAAUGUGGUGACAGAUCGAGUGACGGAGGACACAGCCACUGUCUCAUGGAAUAAAGUUCAGGCUCCCAUAGACAGGUACAUGGUGAGAUACACCUCAGCUGAUGGAGACACCCGGGAAACAGAGGUAGGCAGUGAAAACAGCAUCAUCACCUUAUUGAAUCUGAAGCCAGGCAUGGAAUACACCAUCCAUAUUUGGGCAGAGAAGGGACCCCACAGGAGCAAGAAAGCCAGCACCAGAGCUCUGACAGAGAUUGACAGCCCCACUAAACUGUUGACUGAUCAAGUGACAGAGAAUGCAAUCACAGUUUCCUGGAACAAAGUCCGGGCUUUAAUAGACAGAUACAGAGUGAAUUACACCUCAGCUGAUGGGGAUACAGAGGAGAGAGAAGUGGAAAAAGACAAGAAUAUCACCACCUUGGCAGGACUGAAGCCAGGCAUGGAGUAUGUUAUUCACAUCUGGGCAGAAAAGGGAGAACAACAGAGCAAGAAGGCCAGCACUGAGGCUGUGACAGAAAUUGACAGCCCCACUCACCUGAUAGCUGAUCAAGUGACAGAGGACACAGUCACCAUCUCCUGGGACAGGGUUCUGGCUCUCAUAGAUAAGUAUGUGGUGAAUUACACCUCUGCCGAUGGUGAUACUGAGGAGAUAGAAGUGGGGAAGAACAAGACUGCCACAACUCUGGUAGGACUGAAACCUGGCACUGGAUAUGUCAUCUACCUCUGGGCAGAGAAGGGAGUGCGGCAGAGCAAGAGAACCAGCACUGAGGCAGUGACAGAAUUGGACAGCCCAAAGAAUCUGGUAACUGACCAAGUGACAGAAGACUCAGCCACAAUCUCCUGGGAUAGCGUCCGAGCUCCCAUAGAUAGGUAUAUCGUGAGCUACACUUCUGCUGAUGGGGGCACCAAGGAAAUAGAAGUGGGGAAGGCUGAGAGCAUUACAACUCUGACAGGACUGAAAGCAGGCAUGAAGUACGCCAUUCAUCUCUGGGCAGAGCUGGGAAGCAUGCAGAGCAAGAGGGCAAGCACUGAUGCGCUGACAGAGAUUGAUCCUCCCAGGAACCUCCAUGUAUCUGAUGUGACUCAGACUACUGGUGUAGUUACCUGGGCUCCUCCUGCAGCACAGAUUGAUGGCUACACUCUGACCUACCAGGGUCAAAAUGGCACCAGCAAGGAAGUGCAGCUGGGUCCUAGGGAACAACAGUUUGUGCUGGAAGGACUGGAACAAGGAACAAAGUACACUGUGUUUGUGAUGGCCUAUAAGGGAGAUCACCAGAGCAGAAAGACAGUCGGUACCUUCUCAACAGUUAGCUUCCUCUACCCGUACCCUGCGGACUGUGCCCAGAUGCAGCAGAAUGGAAACAUCUCCAGCGGCCUGUACACCAUUUAUCUCAAUGGCAAUGGCAGCAGGCCCAUGCAGGUGUACUGUGACAUGACCACUGAUGGAGGCGGGUGGAUAGUGUUUCAGAGGCGGAGCAGUGGUGAACUGGAUUUCUACAAACGCUGGAAAAAUUAUGUGGAAGGCUUUGGAGAUCCCACUGGGGAAUUUUGGCUUGGUCUUGACCAGCUGCACAAUCUCACAAGCAGCAGCCCCAUCCACUAUGAGCUGCGGGUGGAUCUGCGGACAGCCAACGAGUCUGCCUAUGCUGUCUAUGACUUCUUUCAGGUUGCCUCGAGCAGGGAGAGAUACAGGCUGUCCGUGGGGAAUUACAGAGGCAAUGCUGGAGAUGCAAUGACUUACCACAAUGGCUGGAAGUUCACAACGUGGGACAGAGACAAUGAUGUGGCUCUCAGCAACUGUGCUCUGACGCACCAUGGUGCGUGGUGGUACAAGAACUGCCACUUGGCCAACCUCAAUGGGAAAUAUGGGGAGAACAAGCACAGUGAGGGAGUGAAUUGGGAGCCAUGGAAGGGCCAUGAGUUCUCCAUCCCUUUUACUGAGAUGAAGAUUCGUCCUCAGUCUUCUAGUAAUGAGUCAGUCUUGGCAAGGAAGAAGAGAUCUCUACCAGGAAAAACGAAGAAGAUCACAUUUUAAAUUGUCCUCUGUGCGUGACAGCACCCGAAGAUUAUGAUUUGGUAUUUCUUAACAAAAUUAGGUUUGGAUGACUUCCUCCACUACUUUGGAAGCAGCUGCUGACCCAGCUUGGACCCAGAAGUCUCUGAAUCUGCAGCCCAGCCUGUUUCCAGCCUUUGGAGGUCCUGGUGGGUGCUCUGUCAGAGACUGGGAGGGGACUUGUGGGCAGCAUGCCACUUGUAGCUUUCCUGGUUAAACAUUACAAGGACCUGCUUGAUCCAAUGUGUGCAACUUUUAUGAAUUGUUCGUAAAACAAGCUUUAACACGUUAUUGUUUCUCAAAACCCAGCUGGCUGACUCCUGAUUUCUGUCCUUCUGACUUUUGUCCAGUUCAGACUUCAAAGAACUUCAUUUUGACCUCACUGAAAAAUGAAAUCUUUCUGAUUUACAUUAGAGAGCUUUUCUGAGACUGUUUUCUCCCUCAUCUCUUGGUCAGUGGUUCUUUUUUUCCGUUCCCCUCAUCAUUUGGAGUGCAGCACUUCUUUCUUUUUCUCCAAUCAAGGCACUGAGAUUUGGGAAAUGUUGUCAAGCUGCUGACAACAGGCCUCAUUAAUGCAAGCAAAGCCUGUAGUCUGGGUUCCUCAACCUCCAAUACAACAUCUUUCCAGGGUAAUAUCCUGAUAUAUAUUUAGCUUGUUUCUUCUUAUUUCCCAGCCAAAGAAAAGCCUGAGGAGACAUGCAGUAAAGAAAUGUUCACACUCCCAGGUGGUGCCCCAGAGAAGGUAAAUGUAAGGGCUACUCUCCUCCAAGCGUGUCUCACAAUCACAAACCUCUGUAUAAUCCUUGCUCGAUACAGACUGUGAAGAAAAUUCUCCAUGUGACCAUCCCAUCUGCCAGCCUCUGCUUUUUCAUUAGCAGUGUAGAUAGAUAGCGAUGUUGAAAAGGUAAUGUUUGUCAUCCAGCCCUAAAAUUAGCAUCACAGAACUAAAUGGACCUGCACACUCUCCCUUAGGCUUUUCUUUCAGGGUGUCUGGAGAUUCAGGGAGGCUCCAGUAGCUGUUUUCACAUUUAGCUGUUUUCUUUAUGGUCUGAGGAAAAAAAAAAAAGAAGUCUUACUUUCUCACUCUGAGCAGAUAUUUAAAUUCUGGACCACCAGCCUCAUGCAGGGGAGAAAUAGGAACUCACCAAAUGAUGCUUACUUAAAGGCUUGCUUGUCUGAGCAGAUUGGAACAUGAUUGUCCUAUGCUUUAAUGGCUUUUUCUAUCCCAGUGCUAAGCUGACUAAUACAUUUUAAA
Molecule: messenger RNA, 7390 nt
Organism: Lagopus muta (rock ptarmigan)
Lineage: Eukaryota; Metazoa; Chordata; Aves; Galliformes; Phasianidae
Gene: TNN
Product: tenascin N
Exons: 17
Coding region: 2740-6117 (1125 amino acids)
Molecular function (GO): protein binding
Source: RefSeq, a predicted model, not a curated record